AAACAUAACCUCUUCACAUUUAUAACAUACACAUAUAUAUUUAGGAAUUAAAAUUAAAACCAGCUUAUCGACGUAUAAGUUGAAUAUAUUUAUUUUCUUUCGUUUAUUUCUAGACGAUUAAUGUUGAAACACGUUUAUAAUGCGUCCACCAAAAUUCACGUUACCUCACAAUGCAAACAACAUCGGAAAUUUGGAGAGAAAGGUCGUUGUUGUAUCAGUAAUUGGCAAAUCUCAGUACAGAGCCAAAGGAUGCAAGGCAGAAAUGCUCAGCACUGUUUUACUCGCUGGGCUCCUGGAUAAUCCAAUGGUUAAUGAAGAAACUUUGUGUGACAUUGAAGGUUAUCACGAUGUUCAAGAAAGAACUGUUUAUCUUCAUUUACGAGGCCUCCUCGAUACGCACACACUGGUCAAUCAGUAUCAGAGUUUUGUAGAAAAUCGCGAAUGCAAAGAUUUUCUCAGUGUCUGGGCUCACAUGAGAGACAAAUAUGCCAGGGCUCUGCUCGUUCUGUUCCAUAUUUCACAUCUUAUUAUUGUUACCUUUCCUACUCAUACCUUCGAUUAUAGCUACGUUCAUUUGUUCAGAGCCUUGGAUAUUGUGCGACAAAAUUUUUUCGAGACUUCUCUUCAACUGACAUUCGCACUCAGAAGCAUUCCUGGAUUGCCGAAAGGUUGGGAGACAAAUGGAAGGCCUUGUUCGCCAAGAGUCUUAUUUUACUUUGAAACCUGUCCGUCGGUCUUUCGAGAUCCUGAAAGCGGAGCGAGCAUUAAAAAACUCGAACAUUCUUUGGAGGAUCAGAUCUAUCAAGUAUUACGAAAAAAUCGUAUUGUCACUAACAUCAGCUCAAAUUCGUUAUUCGCCAUACCAGCGAACCAAGAAUUCGUUUAUGUUCACACGGGCUCAACGGAAUCGCGUGAUCUUCUCGGCUACAUGACCCGUAAUUUGAUAAAAAGUUGUACAGCGGCCUCAAGUGGUACAAAUACAAAAACAAACGAAAAUUUGCAAUUGACUUUCAACACUUUUGAGUCUGAAACGGAAACGAGAUCUUUUCGAACUUUUUUGCAACAACAUAUAAAUCUUGCAUUUUCCAAAGGCUUUGAUGAUAACGUUGGUCGCCACAAUGUACAUUCUCAUUUUGACAUACCAACGCUUGGCUUAUUCUUCGAAGUUGCGAACAAAGUCUUCGACUUCUUCAUGCUGAAUCCUGACAACAAACCUCUCGCAACACUUCAUGGUUUGCUUGACACCGAUGUCAAAUUUAGUAAAAGUCGUUGCAGCAAAGUGUUGCCAAGAGCACUUCAGACUUAUCAGGAUAGUUUGCCACAACAUUACGGAAGGACGUAUCACGAAACGAAAUUGGCUCAUGCAAUGGCGGUGUUCGAGAUGCAUGCACGUGGGCCAUUGUUUGAGGAAUUCAGCGAAAAGUUACAAAUCGAGUGCGACAAACAUUGGCGUGCAGGUCGACAAAUGUGCGAGGUUUUGUCGUUGACGGGCAACCCGUGCACAAAUCCGAUCCAUAAAGGUGGCAGUGAAGGAGCCGGUGGAGGCGAACACACGGAAGCCCGUGGGAUUGAAAGCGAACUUCCGGUGAUGGAGCAUUGUAGUGGAGUUCGAUACGUGUGCGCUUGCAAUUGUGGUCGAUGUCAAGGACCACGAGAAGAUCCAUUCAACCUUCGUCACGCCAACUACGAUUAUUUUCAAAUGUUGGCCAAACAAUGUGGAUGCUCUCAGCUCGAAAGUAUACAAUUUCCAGUUUUCCAACCGAGCACACACAAUUUUAGAGCUGCGCAAUUGUUUUCUGGCGGAAAGCGAAAAGACUCGUUCGGGCGCGUCGAAUUAUCGACGCCCCAGGGUCAAACUCAAGCCUGUAGUUUAGCGGACAGCACGUUGCACGAUGACGUUGCAGCGUACGAGAGCGGUGGACGUUCCCAAUUGAGCAACGAUCCAGCGAUCGAAGAAGCUCGAAGACUAGCCAAAACUAGUUUGACGCCGGGCGAUGCCCAAAAAGUUGUGAUACAAGUCACCGAUUCCGAAGUCGAUAAUUCUAAAGAAAAAUCUUUGGUCAGACAACCUUCAACGACGGAAUAUUUACCUGGAAUGUUACAUACGGAGUCUCCGGCUGGUUUGUUACCACAAUUUUCCAGUUGGUCUCUCGUUUGUUUGGGACCUAGCAGUCUGUACUCUCAUAACUUGGGGCUUCAACAUCAAACCGGCGUUUUAGCCACUUCCGCAUUUCUCUUGCCUUGGGACGUUACAGUGAGAUUGGGGCAUCAGAAAGAUAGAGGAUCGUACUGGCCGACGGUGGGAGAUCACGAGGGCCGCAAUUACUGUCCGCGUGGGAAAAACUUUCAAAACGCCAAUACGAUGAAGUGCCGAAAAUCGAAAGGUGGGAAAGAAUUCGUGGUGAAAAUAUUCGUCGGUGUUGAGUACGAGUGCCCACGUGGUCAUCGGUUCAUGGCCUCGGCACCGGACAAAGUACUCAAAGCAACGGGAAAUGGAAUAGUCAAGGACAGUGGAAACAAAGUUACAUCGAGUACAGCUGACAUGCCCCUUUACUUUCCCUGUCCCUGCAGGCAACCGAAACCAUUGAUGGCACAACUAAUGAGAAUACACGUUGUCACACCUAAGGCGCCAGUUCACGUGACCCUCAAUCCACGCGUACAACCAGCGCCAGCGCCUUGUCCCAUUUUCGUUACGGGCUGCGAGGAGCCCAUCAAACUUUCUCAGAGUGCAUAUUGGGUCCUGAGAUUACCAUACGUAUACAUGGGGGAAAAAGGACCGUACGUGGCUCCAAAAGAGCCGGUACCAAUAUCCCACGGUCGUUUAUUAGCCGGAAUGUAUGGAAUAAGUGAAGUCGUGCCCGAAAAGAAGUAGCAUUACAGAGAAGUACUUUUGUACAUUGUAAUUACUCGUUUUUAAUUGAAAACGAUUAAAAAAAGGAAUAUUAAUGAAA
Venturia canescens is the source of this 2951-nucleotide messenger RNA. Its product is annotated as protein SMG8. Lineage: Eukaryota; Metazoa; Arthropoda; Insecta; Hymenoptera; Ichneumonidae. Gene Ontology annotation, biological process: nuclear-transcribed mRNA catabolic process, nonsense-mediated decay. The record is from RefSeq and is a predicted model, not a curated record. The transcript has 13 exons. The coding region runs from base 140 to 2872 and encodes 910 amino acids.